This is a messenger RNA of Didymodactylos carnosus, 3363 nucleotides long. The record is from the annotation of a GenBank genome assembly. Lineage: Eukaryota; Metazoa; Rotifera; Eurotatoria; Philodinida; Philodinidae.
AUGGCAAAAAAAUCGGGCAAAACAUCGCAUGAGGCAGAUUUAGUCGACGACGCCUUUGAUUCAGAUACAUCAUUAGAAAAAUAUAUUAAUACCACCGAUAAUUCACCGUCAACAUCAUCCAAAACAUCGAGUGGUUCUCCGCAGCCGAAAAAGCGUUUUCUUAAAGAAAAAACAUCAAUACAAAAUGACUUGAAUAAAGAUCCAAAAUUCACAUCAUCCAUCGAUAAUGAUUUAUUACGGACAGAUUCACGACCGUUAAAUCCACUUGCCAAACCUGAUCUACACAUUCAAAAUGAUAGUAUUGUAAAUUCGUUCUCCAGCAGUAAUCUAUUGGAAGAGAAGAAAAAUGAAAGUACCAAACUUGGAAUGGAUACUUUGGAUGAAGAACAAGAAAAAGCGGCAUUUUUUAAAAAUUUAGAACAAGAUAAAGGUGCAACAUUAGAUUAUGGUAUACUGAAUAAACAAAUUGAACAUGAUCUAUUACGACAUAAUACGAGUGAUUUCGGAAAAACGAGGAAUUCAUUUGAUGAUAAAGCUACGCAUAGUACACCAUUACAUCAAGCAAAUGUUUUAUCAAAAAUUUCAUUGACAAAUGAACUUGAUCAAGAAUGUCUUGAACAAGAUAAAUUAACAAGAAAAGUAUCACAACCAUCAUUAGAAGAUGUUAGUAAAACAACAAAAACUAGAUCAACAUCACAUAAUACUGAAGGUGAUCAUGAAUUAUUUCGUACUGUCCAUCGUCAACAAUAUGAUGAUAUUCCCAUAUCAAAAAUGUCUACGACUUCCCAUCCUGGUUUUGGAUCAAAAACAUUUGUAACAACACCAAAAAAAUAUGAUCAAAACUCAACAUCUUCCAAACAAGUGACAACAACAAAGCCAAAGUCAAUCAAUUUAACUAAUAAUACAUUAUUGAAAAAUUUACCCAGUACUCGCUCAACAACUACAACGAAAACAGCAACAUCUCGCUCACCACAAAACAGACAAAAUAAUAGUUUUGGUAUAGUAUUUGAUGACAAGCCUUAUGAGACAACAAGAACAAGUCGACCGAAAAGUGAACCAAAAAAAUCGGCAUUAAAACAAAAAAAUAAUGAACCGCGUGCAUCGCUUAACGUCAAAAUAGAUGAUAAUUUAAAGGAAAAUCUGGCACAAGAACGAAGAAAUAUCGAACAAUUGAAAUUUGAAAAAGAUCGAUUAGUUGAAAAGUUGAAAGAAGUUCAAAAUGAACAUGAAAAAGAAAUAAAACAAUUACGGCAAGAUAAUUAUGUACUGCAAGCAAAAGUGUCAACUAUUAGUGAACCAUCAUCUUCACAACAACAAGGUAGUGGCAAUGCGCCAUCUCUACCAUCUGAUUUAUCAAAACGUCGAGAAUUAAACGAGUUAGAAAAAUUGGUUGAUGGAACUCAAUUAGAGAAUGAAAAAUUAUGCAAAAAAAUAAAAUUAAUUGAACAACAACAAAAACAAAGUGAAAAAUCAAUGUUUGAAGAAAAUGAACGUUUACGGCAAGAAUUAAUACAAACAAAAAAUCAACUAGAACAAGAAGAUAAAUAUCAACGUUUUAAUUUGAAUAAUAAUGCCACUAUAACACAUCAUGACAAUAAAUUGAAUGGAGCCAUUGUAUUAACUGAUUUAAAUAGCAAUAGUUCAGAUAAUAUAUAUUUAUUAAAACAAGAAAAUGAACGAUUGAAUACAAAAAUAAAUUCAUAUGAAUUUAGAGAGCAAACGCAUAGUGAUGACAUUAUGAAAUUAAAAAAACAAUUAAGUUGGUAUACGGAUACACAAAUGUCAAAUGAUCAAUUGAAACAGCAAUCGUUAAAACAGAAAAUAGAUGAAAUUAACGAUUUAAAACAAAAAUAUCAUCAAUUAGAAGUUAAAUAUCAACAACAAGAACAACAAAAAUCGGAUGAUCGUACUUUACGAUCGUUGGAUCAACGUCGAAUUCAAGAUUUAGAACGACAAUUAAAAGAGUUAGAAUUUAUUACACGUAAACAGCAACCAUCGUCACAAAUUGCCAUGACGUUGAAUACUACUUAUGAUAAACAUCAAAUGGAAAAUAAAUUAAGAAAAGUUGAAGAACAAUUGGUUGAAAAAAGACUAUACGAAGAAAAAUUGUUAAAAGACCUACAUAUUAGUGAACAAAAAUAUAAUUAUAUGAAGGCAAUAAAAAUGUAUGAAGAACGUCUGGAGCAUCUUGAGUCAGGUAUACAAUCAAAUUCUAUUCAGCCUAUUCGACGAUUUGAGGAACGAUUAAAUGAUCUAUUAACUAAAAAUGAAAAUAUUGUCAGUUCAAAUGAACACACAACACUUCGACAAGAAAACGAACAAUUAAAAUUUGAACUGGAAAAAGAACGUGAAAAAAAUACAACUGGAUUACAAAUACAACAGCAGCAGCAAACACAGCCAUUAUCAGCGCGUACAACGACAUUAAAACCGAGCCACUCUAGCGAACAACAAUCAAACAUAAACAAAACUGUACCAUUAAAAUCUACCAAACGUGAUUUAGAAACAAUUAAAUUAUUACGUUCAGAUUUAGAGAGAAAAAAUGAAGAAUUAGAUAAAUUACGAGCGUUGUACGAUGCCGUUUGUGUCCAACAUAAAAGUUUAAUAGCUGAACGAGAUCGAGAAAAAACACGUCAAGCAGUGCUCGGCAAUAAACCAUACAGUGCUAGUCGAUUUAUCGAGGCAAUAACGCCAGUUGAAUUGAUACAGUCAGAAAAUGAAGAUUUGAAACAUUUAGUUAAAAAACUUGAGCAUGAAACUGCACAUCGAGAAACAGAAUUGCAACGAUUGCGUGACGAACGCGAGUUUGCAAUACAAACGGCUAUCAGAAGUAAAGAUGAAGAAAUAAGUCAGUUACGUCAACAGCACAAAGUUGAACUUCAGCGUGCUCUCACUGAAAUUAGUGUUAAUGCAACCGAUGUGCGCAUCAGUGAACUAUUGAGAAAAGUGGAAACUCAGGAUGUUAUCAUUAGACAGUUAAAGAAACAAUGUGAACAAGCCGCAGACAAUGCCAAAGAGUUGGCCAUAUUACGAGUGAGCGAUGAUGAAUUGCGAUCAACAAUCACAAAAUUAGAAAAUAAGUUAGAUGAUGCUCGUUUACAUCAAACACCAAAAAUGAAACAUUUUCAACAAUUAGAAACAAAAAUACAACAAUUAGAUAGCCGUCUAGAAAAACGUGAACGUAUUCAAAAAGAUUAUAAAUCAAGUAUUUUAAAACAACAAGAAGAUAGCAAUGAUGAUGUAUAUAAAUUACGUUCAAUAAUACAACAAAAAAAUCAAGAAAUUGAACGUUUUCAUGUUGAAUUAGAUACAAUGCUACAAUUGUUAAAGCAAUUAAAAGGUCAAGAUCAUAAUUCAUUCAUAUAG